CGGGUUUUACAAGGAGGCAAAAGUCCAGGAGGCACCCAGCCUAGCCCACCCGGCCCCGGCGAGCGGUGACCACCGCGCUUCUGGCCGUCUCGCUCCAGACAUUCCGCUGCUGCCACUGGAAUGCGCAGACAGGGCUCCUUGUUGGCCUUGGGCGGAUCCGGGCUGGCUAGGCCCGAGACACUGGGGGAGGGCGCGGGGCGGUGCCUCCAGAGCGGGACCUUUAAAUCCUCCGCCUCGCUGCUACCCCGGGCCCCCUACUGACUCGGCCAGCCCUGAACCCCUCGUGGCGACAGACCCCUGCCGGUCCACCGACCUCACCAUGUCUUCCGUGGCCCUCGCGCGCCACCUCCAGGCUCUCCUGCUACUCUGGCCGCUGCUACUGCUGCUGCCCCCCGCCACCCCUGGUCCCUUGGCCCGCACGGGUGUCCGGAGGCUGGGGAUUCGUGGUCCCGGGGGCAGCCCCGGUCUUCGUCCGCCUCCCGGGGCCCGUGGCGCAGGUGUUUGUAAGAGCAGGCCUCUGGACUUGGUGUUUGUCAUUGACAGUUCUCGCAGUGUGCGGCCACUGGAAUUCACCAAAGUGAAAACCUUUGUCUCCCGUAUCAUCGACACUCUGGAAAUUGGGGCUGCUGACACAAGGGUGGCUGUGGUGAAUUAUGCCAGCACUGUGAAGAUUGAAUUCCAGCUCCACACCUACUCAGAGAAGCAGGCCCUGAAGCAGGCUGUGGCAAGGAUCAAACCCUUGUCAACAGGCACCAUGUCAGGGCUGGCUAUCCAGACAACUAUGGAAGAAGCCUUUACAGUGGAGGCAGGAGCUCGAGGGCCCACAUCCAACAUCCCCAAGGUGGCCAUCAUUGUGACAGAUGGGAGGCCCCAGGACCAGGUGAAUGAGGUGGCUGCCAGGGCCCGGGCAUCUGGCAUUGAGCUCUAUGCUGUAGGUGUGGACCGAGCAGACAUGGAUUCCCUCAAAAUGAUGGCCAGUGAGCCCCUGGAUGAGCAUGUGUUCUAUGUGGAGACCUAUGGUGUCAUUGAGAAACUCUCCUCUAGAUUUCAGGAAACCUUUUGUGCUCUAGACCCGUGUAUGCUAGGCACACAUCAGUGCCAGCAUGUGUGUGUCAGUGAUGGGGAUGGCAGACACCACUGUGAAUGCAGCCAAGGGUACACUUUGAACGCUGACAAGAAAACAUGUUCAGCUCUGGACCUAUGUGUGCUUGGCACACACCAGUGUCAGCACGUGUGCAUCAGCGAUGGGGAUGGCAGACACCACUGUGAAUGCAGCCAAGGGUACACCUUGAAUGCCGACAAGAAAACAUGUUCAGUUAUUGACAAGUGUGCCCUUAACACCCAUGAGUGUGAACAGAUCUGUGUGAAUGACAGAACUGGCUCUUACCAUUGCGAGUGCUAUGAAGGUUAUUCCCUGAAUGCAGACAGGAAAACUUGUGCAGCUCAGGACAAAUGUUCUUUGGGUACACAUGGCUGUCAGCACAUUUGUGUGAAUGAUGGAGCUGAGUCCCAUCACUGUGAGUGUUUUGAAGGCUACAGUCUGAAUGCAGAUAAGAAAACAUGCUCAGUUCAUAACAAGUGUGCUCUGGGCACUCAUGGCUGCCAGCACAUCUGCGUGAGUGACGGGGCAGCAUCCUACCAUUGUGACUGUUUCCCUGGCUAUACCUUGAAUGAAGACAAGAGGACUUGUUCAGACAUUGAAGAAGCACGGAGACUCAUUUCUACUGAAGGUACUUGUGGCUGUGAAGCCACACUUGUAUUCCAGGAGAAGGUUAGCUCCUCUCUGCAGAGACUGAACACCAAGCUUGAUAACAUUUUGGAGAAGUUGCAAGUAAAUGAAUAAGGACAAGUGCAUCACUAAAAUGCCCCAAACUCUCACUUUGAAAUGUGGAGUGCUUGCUAUACUUAAUACUCAUUUAUAUUUUUGUAUUUGUGCAGCUCUAGUGUUCUUGGUAAUAACUGGCCAUUACAAAUGCUUGAAUAUUAUUUGACAAAUAGUAUGAGGAUUUUCUGGAAAAUCAGCAUCAUUUUCCAAGGAAAUAUAUGUGCAGACCCUUACUAAGAGUGAACUUAGUUUAGCCUCUAAGCUACGAUAGUGAAAUGAUUGUUAAGAAGUAGAAUGAAAAGUUUAAUGUUUCUUUACCUACUAAUUGAGCCACUUAAUUUUUAAAUCUUUGUAUUAGUAAGGUAUCAUAUAUACAAUAGAAACUUCUAGGUCUAUUUUCUCUUAGUAGUAUCUUAUUACUGAGAGCACAAAUUUUAUGAAGGAAUUACACAUAAAAAGUUUGUAUAAUUAGAGAAGACUAUAUUUAGAACUGUUUAAUACUUUUUUCUCAUUCUUGCUGAAGUAUUACUGAGGCUGAAAUCAAGGGGUUGUACUACAUGUACCUAAAAUAUUUAAUAUACAGUAAAUGAACAUUAUAUAACAUUUGUAGCUAAAUCUUGUUUUAGAAAUGCACAAUUAAAGAGUGCUAGUUGUGAAUUUAAGGUGCUAAACUUUUUACCAAGGACAAAGAAUCCUAAGUUUACCAUUUCCUUUAUUAUGCAAAAAUUGAUAAUACUGAUAACAGAUAUUUAUAAGAUUGCUAUAACAAGCAACAAGAUCUAAUAUUGUCUUUAAAAAGUAUUAGUGGGCUGGAGAGAUGACUUAACUGUUAAGGUGCUUGCCAGUAA
Jaculus jaculus (lesser Egyptian jerboa) is the source of this 2673-nucleotide messenger RNA. It is a transcript of the gene Matn3, whose product is annotated as matrilin 3. The transcript has 9 exons. NCBI's taxonomy places the organism in Eukaryota, Metazoa, Chordata, Mammalia, Rodentia, Dipodidae. Gene Ontology annotation, molecular function: calcium ion binding. Bases 320 to 1843 code for a protein of 507 amino acids. The record is from RefSeq and is a predicted model, not a curated record.